Messenger RNA from Aspergillus mulundensis, 1482 nucleotides. RefSeq names its product sugar transporter family protein. Gene Ontology annotation, molecular function: secondary active monocarboxylate transmembrane transporter activity. Gene Ontology annotation, biological process: plasma membrane lactate transport. Lineage: Eukaryota; Fungi; Ascomycota; Eurotiomycetes; Eurotiales; Aspergillaceae. The record is from RefSeq and is a predicted model, not a curated record. Bases 1 to 1482 code for a protein of 493 amino acids. Gene Ontology annotation, cellular component: plasma membrane. The transcript is spliced from 3 exons.
AUGGCUGAUGACCAGGGAAAGGCCCAUGCGGGCCACUUUGAAGCCGCCGAGGCGCCCAAGUCCCUCAGCUUCAGCACCUGCAUCCAGUACCUUAAGGACCGAGUCCCCACGCUAAAGCCUCCUAUGCGCAAAGCUCCCAACCCAUUCAAGGCCUUGGCGUUGCUCAACAGACAGCAGUGGCUUUUUUUCGCGGUCGCCUUCCUAGGCUGGACCCUCGACGCCCUCGAUUUCUUCACCGUCUCCCUUACGACCUCUGAACUUGCCGAGGAGUUUGAUAAAGAGAUCAGCGACAUCACCUGGGGAAUCACCCUCGUCCUGAUGCUCCGCAGCGUUGGCGCAAUCACCUUCGGUAUUGCCUCUGACCGAUGGGGCCGCAAGUGGCCCUUUAUCAUCAACAAUCUGCUCUUCAUCGCGCUGGAAAUCGGCACCGGUUUCACGCAGACGUACAAGCAGUUUCUGGCAUGCCGUGCCCUCUUCGGCAUUGCCAUGGGCGGACUGUACGGGAAUGUUGCGGCGACAGCGCUGGAAGAUUGUCCCAAGGAAGCGCGCGGUAUCAUCUCCGGUCUGCUGCAGCAGGGCUAUGCGUUUGGGUAUCUUCUCGCCGCGGCCUUUGCGCGGGCCCUUGUUGGUACGACCUCGCACGGCUGGAGGCCGUUCUACUGGUUCGCGGGCUGUCUGCCCGUCCUGGCUAUUGUCUUCCGCCUGUUCUUGCCUGAGACGAAUGCCUAUCGCCAGCGUCAGGAGCUUCGCGCCGAGAUGCCGGGGAAUGUCACCUCUGCUUUCAUCUCCGAGGGCAAGGUCGCGCUCAAGCGGCACUGGUUGCUUCUCAUCUAUCUCGUCCUACUCAUGGCAGGAUUCAACUUCAUGUCCCACGGCUCCCAAGACCUCUACCCAACCCUCAUCCAACGCCAAUUCGGCUUCUCCCGCGACGCCGUAACAGUAACCCAAGUCGUCUCGAACCUAGGCGCCCUAACCGGCGGCACGCUCUGCGGCUGGGGGUCCCAAAUCUUCGGGCGCCGUUUCUCCAUCAUCGUAAUCAGCAUCGUCGGCGGCGCGCUCCUGUACCCCUACACCUUCGUCUCCAACCACAAGAUCAUGGCCGCCGCCUUCUUCGAGCAGUUCUGCGUCCAGGGCGCGUGGGGCGUGAUCCCCAUCCACCUGAUGGAGCUGUCGCCCGGCUCGAUCCGCACCUUCACCGUCGGCACGGCGUACCAGCUCGGUAACCUUGUGUCGUCUGCGAGCUCGACGAUCGAGUCGACGAUCGGCGAGCGGUUCCCGUUGCCGCCGACGGAGGAGGGCGUUGAGCGGUACGAGUACGGCAAGGUGAUUUGUAUCUUUAUGGGGUGUGUCUUUGCUUAUGUUAUUGUGAUUACGUUCUUUGGGCCCGAGCGGUUGGGGAGGGACUUUGAUGUGGAGAAUGAUGAGGAUGUUGGGGAGGUUAGGGCUGAGAGGGGGGGUGAUGUGGAGAAGGGGCGGGAGUAG